GCAGGGGCAGGGGCAGGAUGGGGGCGCGGAUCCUCCGCCUCGUCGGGGCCGCGCUGCUGCUGCUGCGGCCGGCCGGCGCCGCGGGGUUCGCGCAGUCCCUGGACGGAGACUUCACGUUCACGCUGCCGGCCGGCCGCACCGAGUGCUUCUUCCAGCCCAUGCGCGCGGGCGCCUCGCUGGAGAUCGAGUACCAGGUUCUAGAUGGAGCAGGAUUAGAUAUUGACUUUCACCUACAAUCUCCAAAAGGUGUCACCCUCAUUUUUGAUCAGAGAAAAUCUGAUGGAGUCCAUACCGUGGAAGCAGAAGAUGGAGAUUACAUGUUCUGCUUUGACAACACAUUCAGUACCAUUUCAGAAAAGGUGAUUUUCUUUGAACUGAUCCUAGAUAAUGUGGGGGAAGAAGGACAAGACCAAGAAGACUGGAAAAAGUACAUUACAGGCACAGAUCUGCUAGAUAUGAAACUAGAAGAUAUUCUGGAAUCCAUCAACAGUGUCAAGGCAAGGUUAAGCAGAAGUGUCCAGAUUCAGACGCUACUCAAAGCAUUUGAAGCUCGCGAUCGCAAUAUACAAGAAAGCAACUUUGACAGAGUGAAUUUCUGGUCCAUGGUCAACUUGGGAGUUAUGGUGGUGGUGUCAGCUGUUCAGGUUUACAUGCUGAAAAGUCUUUUUGAAGAUAAGAGAAAAAGUAGAACUUAAUAUCUACCAUCCAUGUUCAUAAUACACGGAGAGAGGAAAACGCAGUAAACCGCUACAGAAAAAUGAGUGUUACCUCCAUCUUGUUUUGAAAAGGCACUAUACUUAACAAACAGGUUCUUCAUUUACAUGCAACUUUUUUAACAUGAACAAAAUGCCUUUUCUACAACCCUUCUAUCUCUGCAAGUGCUACUAACAACAGCAAGAUUUUAAGCUGGUUGCAUUUAUCAAUAACUUUUUACUAGAUUAUGCAUAAUGCACAGGAUGUUGGAACAAAUGCAAAGUAAUGUUGAUACCUGCUAUAUAAUCAUAUUUCCAUAAUCACUUGAAAAAUCUUUCUAUGCCAACAUCAAUACUAAUAGGGUGGGGGUUGCUUUUUUUUUUUUAAAUAUCUGAAUUGAGUGAAGUUACACAUGUGCCUAACUGUUUGCAGGUUUGGUGUGCAAAUUAGUAACCUGCAAUUAUGUUCAGUUGACUUCAAGGAUGUAAAUGUGUAAAUUUUCCUCCAUCUACUAAAGAGGAGUGUUUUUACUGUACAACUUAAUGCAGAAACACUGGACUGACACUUGCAAAAUAGUUCAUUUUUUUCUCUCACUUUUGUAUACAAAUGACUGACAUCAGCACUUUAAAGAAACAUGGUCAAUGUGAAAUCUAUUUUUUAACUAAUUAAAAGUAGUUCAUAGCUACAAAGCUUACCGCCUCAGUCCUUUUGUCAGUUUUUGUGGUUUUUACAAUCCUGUUUUUUCUGGUGUUUUUGUUAUUGUUGCUGUAUCAGAAAUCUAUACAAACAAGUGAAACUGCCUGCCUGAAGUACAGUACAGUCAGAUGCACAAAAUAAGCCAAUUGAAAUGCAGCAUAUAAUUUUAGCUAUGUAAUUGUAACUACUUUUAAUACCAUACUUUGGUUCAAGUUAGUUCUCUCAGGCAACUCUGUUCCUUCAAUAGUGCUUAAGGGUAAAAUUCUUUGGAAAUGUUACCUUGACAUUAAAUGUUUAUAUGCUUUUAAAAUCUA
Alligator mississippiensis (American alligator) is the source of this 1703-nucleotide messenger RNA. RefSeq names its product transmembrane p24 trafficking protein 5 (gene TMED5). The coding region runs from base 18 to 695 and encodes 225 amino acids. The record is from RefSeq and is a predicted model, not a curated record. Gene Ontology annotation, cellular component: Golgi apparatus; endoplasmic reticulum-Golgi intermediate compartment; COPII-coated ER to Golgi transport vesicle. Lineage: Eukaryota; Metazoa; Chordata; Crocodylia; Alligatoridae. The transcript has 4 exons. Gene Ontology annotation, biological process: intracellular protein transport; Golgi organization; endoplasmic reticulum to Golgi vesicle-mediated transport.